Molecule: messenger RNA, 1921 nt
Organism: Punica granatum (pomegranate)
Lineage: Eukaryota; Viridiplantae; Streptophyta; Magnoliopsida; Myrtales; Lythraceae
Source: RefSeq, a predicted model, not a curated record
ACAAAAGGAACAGAGUGUAGUGCACUCUCCUCUGCCAAAAAUGGUCACUCCUAGACACCCCCCACCACCAUUAAUGAUAGUUGCAGGCAUCCAAGAUUUGCCCAAUCUCCCUCCUUUAUUAACUUGAAAAAUGCUCAGAUAUAUUCUUAGAUUCCAAGCAUAUGUUCAAUGAAUAAAAGGAAGCGUGAUUCUGUAGUUGCUGGCGGUUCUGGGUAUCCAUGUCACGUCGAAGGUAAGCUUUGUUGAUCAACAGACUUUCAUGGUGCUUGUGUGAGGAGAGGAGAUUGGAGGAUUGGUGAGAGAGAAGCAAUGGAGUGCUGGUGGGUUGUGAUUAUGGGCUGUGUUGCUGUGAUGUGUUAUUGGUUUUGGCUCGAAAGGGAGAAGAGAAGGUUACAGAAAAAGGGGAUCCCAAGAGGAAGCGCCGGCUGGCCUUUCAUCGGAGAAACUCUUGACUUCAUUGCCUGCGGUUAUUCCUCCAAACCUGUGAGCUUCAUGGACAAACGCAAAUCUCUGUAUGGAAAGGUGUUCAAGUCGCACAUAUUGGGAACUCCAAUCAUCGUGUCCACGGAUUCAGAGCUGAACAAGGUGAUCCUCCAGAACCAUAGGAACGCUUUUGUGCCUGCCUACCCGAAAACAAUCCGAGAAUUGCUCGGCGAAAAUUCCAUACUCCAAAUGAAUGGAAGCCUUCAGAAGAGGCUCCAUGCCCUGAUCGGAGGAUUCCUUAGGUCACCGCAGUUCAAAUCUCAGAUAGUAAGAGACAUCGAGAACUCAGUCAAACUGACCAUGGCUUCUUGGGGUGAUAGGGAUGGAUCCAUCCUCUUCCAAGAAGAAAUCAAACAGAUAACGUUUGGGAUUUUGGUUAAAGUGCUAAUGAGCAUUGGCCCGGGCGAAGAGCUCGAGUUCAUGAGCAGAGAAUUUGAAGAGUUCAUCAAAGGGUUGAUUUGUUUACCUAUUAAACUUCCCGGAACAAGACUAUAUAAAUCCUUGAAGGCCAAAGAGCGGCUGCUCAAGGUGGUGGAAAGAAUCGUGGAGGAACGGAAAAUUUCUGUUCAGAAAUUGGAUGGAAAUGGCGAAACUAAUGACACACUGGAUGUGCUUCUGCACGAUACUGAUGAGGCAAACGAAAGUAGGCGAUUUUCAUCAGAUUUCAUUUGUGGGAACAUUAUAGAGAUGAUGAUCCCAGGAGAAGAGACGGUUCCCAUGGCCAUGACACUAGCAGUCAAAUUCCUAACGAAUUCCCCUGAAGCUCUGAAGCAGCUUAAGGAGGAAAACAUGGAGCUGAAGAGACAGAAAACCGAAUCCUUGGAGGAAUAUUCCUGGAUGGACUACAUUUCUUUGCCCUUUACUCAAAAUGUUAUCAAUGAAACAUUGCGACUUGCGAAUAUUAUCAAUGCAGUUUGGCGAAAAUCCACGAAAGAUGUGGAAAUCAAAGGAUACUUGAUACCACAGGGGUGGUGUGUAUUGGCAUCAUUCAUUUCUGUUCACAUGGAUGAAGAGAAUUACGAGAAUCCUUACAAUUUCAACCCAUGGAGAUGGGAGAAAACCGGAGCUGCGGUGAACAAUAGUAACUUCACACCAUUCGGUGGCGGGCAGAGGUUGUGCCCCGGCUUGGAACUCUCCAGGCUUGAAAUCUCAGUGUUCCUUCAUCACUUUGUCACCACCUACUCCUGGGCAGCUGAAGAUGAUGAGAUCGUAUACUUCCCGACUGUCAAGAUGAAGAGGAAGCUUCCGAUCAGAGUCACACUGUUGACUACUAUAUGAUUAGCUAAUUGAGUGGUCCAUGUACAUAAAGUGUCUUGAUGAAUUUGAUCAAACUGUAAUCCUAAGGUUAUUUUGCGUAUUGGCUACUGCUCAGUAACAUUUGCAUUGGAUACUCAAUCUCUGCUCUACCGUUCGACUAUGCAAGCUCUUUCUGUUUCCA